This is a messenger RNA of Papaver somniferum (opium poppy), 3509 nucleotides long. RefSeq names its product putative disease resistance RPP13-like protein 1. Gene Ontology annotation, molecular function: ADP binding. Lineage: Eukaryota; Viridiplantae; Streptophyta; Magnoliopsida; Ranunculales; Papaveraceae. The transcript is spliced from 2 exons. Gene Ontology annotation, biological process: defense response to other organism. The record is from RefSeq and is a predicted model, not a curated record. The coding region runs from base 222 to 3152 and encodes 976 amino acids.
GCUCGUGUAAAGUGUGAAUACAUGAUGGUUUACAGAAAUUGCGCGUACUGUGCGUGUGACAGAUUCCACAUUCAAUGUCCGGGCCGCGCCAAAGUUUGCAAGACUUCAUGCAUUGCUAUAUUCUUAUAUACACCCUUGCUCGUUCAUUAUCAUUUAACAUCUACUUCAACUUUAGUAUUGCUACUUAAAAUUCAGAUUUUCAGAUUGAUCAAUAACAAAAAAUGGCUUUUGAGGAAUUUCUUGUAGCUUGUGCUGUGGAGAUGUUGAAGAGCUUGCUCUUAUUUGUUAUGAAAGAGGUUCGAAUGGCAUCGGAUAUGGAGAAAGAGCUAAAAAAGCUUCAACGAACUGUGAUGAUUAUUCAAGAAGUGCUAGAAGAAGCUGAGAAACAACAAAUAGGAAAAGAUCUGCUCAAAAUUUGGUUGAAAGAGCUGAAAGAUAUUGCAUAUGAAGCCGACGACAUUCUAGACGAGUUCUCCUAUCAAAUUAUGCGUUCUCAUGAAAUGAGCUUUCGUAAGAGGGAUCAGCUGCGUAUGAUCUUUUCAAUAUCAAACCUGCGUUUUCAUCCACACAUGGCUGAUGCACUCAAAAACGUCAAUGGUAAAAUGGAUGAUAUUGCUACACAUAAGGUUCUGUUAGAUUUGCGAAACGGUCAUUCCUUGCGCUUAAGCUCAUUUAACGAGCAACAUAGAGAUUAUCAUGAAACAACAUCUUUCAUAGAUGAAAAACAAGUUAUUGGAAGACAAAAGGAUAAAGAGAUUAUAAUAGAUUCGUUCUUGAUGGGGGGUAGUUCCUCUUCUUCGUCGUCGACAGUUUCAGUCGUUCCAAUUGUAGGAAUGGCGGGACUAGGAAAGACCACCUUGGCGAAACUAAUCUUCAAUGCCGAAGUGGUAUCUGAUAUAUUUGAAGAGAAAAUAUGGGUCCACGUCUCCUUUGAUUUUAAUGUGAAGAAAAUUCUGAGACAUAUUAUUGCAUCUGUAACAGAAAGUUCUUACGACAGAGAUACAAAUAUGGAUGUUCUUGAACGCAUAAUGAAGGAAAAAUUGGGAGGUAAAAGAUACUUGCUUGUCCUUGACGAUUUAUGGAAUGUGAAAGUUGAUCAAUGGAAUAAACUGAAAAAUCAGUUAAAUGUUGGGGAACAUGGAAGCAAAAUAAUUGUUACUACACGUAGCAGUGAAGUUGCUGAUGUUGUUCAAGGCAGAGCAAACUCUACAUAUACUUUACAGGUAUUAUCCGAAAAUGAGUGUUGGUCAAUCAUCAGGCAAAGAGCAUUUGCUCCUGGAGGGCUAGAAGAGACAGAAAAUCUGGUGGCUAUUUGCAAGGAUAUGGGGAGGAGGUGUGGAGGUGUGCCACUGGCAGCAAAAGACCUAGGAGAUCUAUUACACUCUACGAGGAAUGAGGCUGGAUGGUCAAAUCUUAGAGAUGGUACAAAUUGGAGGUUACUGGAAAAAAAUGAAAUGUUACCUGCAUUGAGGUUUAGCUACAUCCAUUUACCGUCUCCUGUGAAACAAUGCUUCGCAUAUUGUUCAUUGUUUCCAAAAGGCUCCAUUAUUGAGAAGCAAACUUUAAUUCAGUUGUGGAUGGCGGAAGGAUUUGUUCAUCCGUCUGACAGAAAUCGGGGCAAAGAGCUUGAGGAUAUUGGAAAUGAUUAUUUCAAUAGUCUGUUAAAGAAUUCAUUGUUACGAGGUGAAGGAAGGCCCGAUCAUAAUGGAGCUGCUCAAUCUUGCAAACUGCAUCAUCUUGUGCAUGAUUUUGCACAAGAUAUUGUUGGAAGUAAUGAAUGCUCGAUUUUGAAGGUUAGUCAAAUUGCUGCUAAAGAUACAUCAGAACUUCGUCGUCUGAGGUUGAUCUUGGAGGAAGGUACGUUAGAAUAUGCAGAACAAUUGCAAACUGCAUUGAAACUACGCACUUUAUUCAUUCAUAAUAAUGGAGGGGAUAAAAGCAUUAACUAUCAAAAGCUCCUGAGGAAUAAGCAGUUUCGUGUGCUAGAUAUGCAGGGUACUAGUAUUAAAGGAUUACCACCUUCAAUCGGAAACAUGAAACAUCUCAGGUAUCUCGAUCUAUCCAGAACCGAAAUUGAAGAAUUACCUGAGUUUAUUACUGGACUCUACAAUUUGCAUACUUUGCUUCUUAGCUAUUGUGUCAAACUAAGAAAGUUUCCCGAAACAAUGGGAACAUUGAAGCGUAUGAGGUACCUCGAUAUUUCUGGUUCACAAUUUGAAGAAUUGCCGGACUGCAUUACUCACCUUUCCAACUUGCAGACUUUGAAGCUUGAAGAUUGUCGUAAUAUUCAGAAGCUUCCAGGAAACAUAAAAAACAUGAUCAACUUAAGACAUCUCUUCUUAAGCAAGACAGAAAGCUGGAAUGCAAAGCCAAACGAGAUUGGAUCUCUAACUCGUCUUCAAACACUCACGCAAUUCAAGGUGGGCAAGUGCAACACAAGUGGCUUUAGUACCAUCAGGGAGUUGGAAUGCUUAAAUCUCCUCGAAGGUGAACUGUGGAUCAGUAAUCUUGAAGAAGUGACAAGAUCAGAUGAUGCCGAGAAAGCAAAUUUGAAGAGGAAACAGAACAUUCAAAGCUUAAUAAUGGAAUGGAGCUUUAGAACACAUGAUGCUAGUGAUGGUACAGUGAUGAAACAAUUGCAGCCAAACGGUAGCUUGAAAAAGUUGAAAAUUGUUAACUAUCUGGAUCCGAAGUUUCCAACAUGGAUGAUGGGUAGUAGUAUCUCUUCAGCUCUUCCAAAUCUGGUAGAGAUAGAACUCAGAGGUUGCUAUGUCUGUCAACAACUUCCAGGGCUUGGGCAACUUCCAUCACUCAGGGUUCUCACGAUUGCCACAAUGGAUGUUGUGCUGUGCCUAGGUGAUGAUUUUUAUGGUGACCAUAAAGCAUGCAAACCGUUUCAGGAGUUGGUCGAGUUCACCUUAACUGACUUGCCUUGCCUGGAGAAAUGGUGCAUAGCACAGCCACCGUUUCCUUUUUAUCCGCGACUAGAGAAGCUGUCCGUUGAGCGUUGCCGAAUGUUGGAGCACAGGCAAGAUUUGAACUUCACUAAAUGUUUCUUUCCAAAGAUUAAAGAAUACAAACUGGAUGGGGUUACAUUAUUAAGCAGGACUACACGGAAAAUCGUAAGUAUGGUGCCCUCGCGACAGAUCUAAACAAAUGGACAGAGGACAUUAAUGGCAAGGAAUCACACUGCAAAAACACUAAGAAUAUCUCUUUGAGCCGGUCUUUUUAUCUUUUGCAAGUCUCUAUGCCAGGUUUAUCAUCGCUGCUGUUAUUAUUGGAUACCUUACUGAAUAAAUCGGUAAGACCCUUAGAUAGUUAUGUAUACAUAUGAUGCUUGCAAUCAAGAACCUAUAUAACCUGUAUUAUGGAAUAAACUUUCUAAGUAAAAUUGCCGGGGAAUGAUCUCCUUGUUUUAGUCUAAAAUUCUCUUUUAUGUUUUCCUUUUUGUAGGAGUAAAGAUUUGUCGAAAAUUUAAGAGCUAUAUAAUGAAUUUUGUGUGAUUAUUG